This is a messenger RNA of Vitrella brassicaformis, 4400 nucleotides long. The record is from the annotation of a GenBank genome assembly. NCBI's taxonomy places the organism in Eukaryota, Vitrellaceae.
GUUUUUCCUCCGCGGAGAGGACGAAGAGUGAGCUGACUUUCUGGCUGUAUGUGAGCCUUCCUGUUCGCUCCUCGAUAAGCGAGAUCUCCAGGUCAGUCAGAAAUCUCGGCGGAAGGAGAAGCCGCGAUACCUGAGGGAAGGAAUACCCUGCUGUGUUGUGUUGUGUUGUGUUGUGUGACUUCAGGUUGACGCUGGGCAUCAGAUAGCCCACAGCGGAUAAGAAGGAAGGGUGACAGAUCUCCUGAGUCGAGUCAGUCUGGCGUGUGUUGUAUCCUCUGAUGUGACGUCACGACGAUGAUUGACCUCUGCCACACAACACUGGUACCACACCGCGGACCAACCUGAACACACACAGCCUAUCGGAGUGUGAUGUGUGUGUGUGCGUGUGUGUGUAUGUGUGUGCAGGUGUGCCUCUUCGGGGUGCACGCGGCUUCGGCCUUAAUUUUCUUUUUCCCCAUCAACUUGGCGCCCAAGCGGCUGCUGAUCCGGCUGGUCUCCAAGUCACAUUUUCCCAUCAAGGCCCUCACAGUGGCCGUCGUGGCGUCCUUGUCGCUGCUGGUAUGGUGCAUCGGCCGCCUCAACCACUGGGUGCCGACUCUGGUCACACCUGACAAAACAACACUGGUACACACACACACACACACACACUCACACACAGACACAGACACAGAGAGAGAGAGAGAGAGCGCUCUUGUGUUGCUGUGCUGGCUGUUUGUCCGCUCAGGUGGUGGAUAUGUGGCUGAGUGCAUCGAAUGUGUUUGCGUUCGGGGUGCUGCGUCAGCUGUGUUACCUGUGCUAUCACAACGAGGAGGCCGUCAUGCAGAUGGAGCAGCUGGCGGCCUCCCGCGACAUCCUCGAGUGGCAGCCGCCCACAUUCGAGACGCUCGCACCCAUACUCGUCCCCUACAAGUGGCUCGUGUCGCCCAAGGUCAGUCAGGCUGCAGACACACACACAGACCGACACACACACCAGUCAGACAGUGAGUGCAUUUCUUUGUCGGUGUGUUGGUGUGUUGGAAGUUCUAUGGGCUGGAUCGCAUUCCUGACGAGAAGACGCACCGGCUGCUGUUUGUGAGCAACCACGCCCUGUGGGGCCUGGAGAUGCCACUGCUCAUCGAGGGCGUCUACAGGCUCAAGAACAUGUUCCUCAGAGGCCUUGGCGGUCAGCCCACUCCACACACACACACACUGUGACAUCCAGACAUCACAUGCAUGUUUGUGUGUGUGUGUGGGCACAUACAGACCGGGUGCAUUUCUAUCUGCCGGGCCAUCGUCACCUGUUCGAGAUGAUGGGUGCGGUGGAGGGCACCCGCCCCAACUGCCGCCUGAUGCUGCGCCACGGUUUCAACGUUCUGGUGUACCCUGGGGGCGCUCGUGAGGUGUGGAAGAAUAAGAAGAACCGCAAGUACGAGCUGCUGUGGGGCAACAGGGUGGGGUUCGCCAAGAUCGCCAUCGAGGAGGGGUGCACUAUUGUGCCGACCUGCUCGGUGGGGACCGAGGAUAUGCUCGAGAUACUCCGGGUGGGGGAGAAUGAAUGGAUGGACCAGAGGAGAGAGGGGGGGGAAGCGCUGCUGGAUGGAUGGAUGCUGUGGAUGGGCAUGUGUGUGUGUGCAGGACAUCCCGAUCGACUGGCUGAUAGGCCGGUCGGGGCUGAGCAUUCCCAUCUUGAAAGUACCCACGCCAGCAGAGACACAACGGGUCUACUUCUGGUCAGUCAGCGUGACAGCCAGCACGCACACAACAGGCACCCUGCCUGUCUGUCGGUCUGUCUGUCUGCCUGCUUAACGCAUGUGGUGGUGUUGUGUGGUGUGGUGUGUUGUGUUGUGUUGCGCGUGUGAUCAGGUUUGGUGAUCCGAUCAGCACUCAUGAGUACAAGCGUGAGCUGGGCGAGUGCUCCAUUAAGGCGUCAUUCGCCAACGACGAAUACGACGAGGUGUGCACCACACCACACCACACCCCGACAGACACACACACGCUUAUCCAUCCAAACAGACACACACAUAUGCCGCCCGUCCGUCUCUCUGUCUGUGUGUGGUUUGUCUACAGAAGCUGCAGCGCUUCGCAGAGGCCCUCCGUGACAAGACAAAAGCAGCCGUCGAAUCAGGUACGCAUAGAAUGUCCCCCGCCCCCCCUCAGCCCCGCCACCUCUCACCCUCCCUCCCUCCCUCCCGUCACACAGGCAUCAGCUACCUACAGAAGGUGCAAGCGGAAGAUUGCGAGCGGCUCCUCCCCGACCGUGUCAAGCUCACAGCCGAGGCUAUCAAGGCGGCCAUCACCGCCCAAGUGGAGCGGUCUCUGAAGCCCUUCACCAACAACGACGGCACUGGGGGCGGCACUCCUUUGCGAUCGAGGUCACCUCUGCACUCGUUCCUCUCGAGCCUGUCGGGGCGGUCGGGCUCCUCUCCCGGCAAGAUGUCGCCUGCAUCGUCCUUUCCGCACAUGUACGCAUAGCCCCCCCCCCCUCCCUCCCUGACAUGACAGCACUGAUCGAUUGCGAGAAUUCUCUCUGUGCUCUGUGUUUGUCGGGCGGUCAGUGAUGAGGCGGAUGACGGUCGUGAGGAUUAUGAGUGCGGUCAUGAUGAUGACACCGAGGAGGGCGGGUGGGAGGGCGGGCCGCAGAGGGCGUCAGUCGACAGCGGAAGUGGGGCCACCGACACCGACACAGAGGCAGCAGCAGCCGCGAGGAGGCGGUCCUCACCACCCAAGGGGCGAGACGACUCAUAGUGCGUCUGUCUGCCUGUCUGUCUGUCUGUGCGCGGGCGCAUUGACGCGUGUGUGUGUAUGCUAUGUAUGCAUGUGUGUGAUGUCUUUCAUUUCUUCCUUGCUUCCUUCAUCUGUGUGCGACCGAAUCGGUUCUCGCGCGAGCGGGGCCGCAUGAAGUUGUCCAUCCAUAUACAUCCAUCCAGCAACGUUUCCUUCAUGCUUCGGGGAGGGGAGGGGAGGGGAGCGGGAUGAUUUCGUUUUUCUUUCACAUAUGGAUGCAUGGCAUGGUUGCGGCUAGGGUGGGUGUUUUGUGUAUGUGUCUUUGUGAGGGUGUGUGCAGGUAGGAGGUGUGUACUUAGGUCGGAUUGAGUGAUGUAUUGAUUGGUGUUUGUGUUGCUGUUGGUGUUGGCCAUGGCUUUGGUGCUGUUAAUUUAAUUAGAUAGAGCGAGAGGGAGAGGCAGGGAGGGAGGGUGGGCGGGAGGGGCAGAUAGCCCCAGGAUGACUGACCAUUUUCUACGCCAUAUGGGCGCCCCUGCCUGCCUCUUUGUCUGUCUGAGUGUAUGUCUGUGUGUGUGUGUGUCUUUGUACGGUUAAAGAUAAUCCCUGCUCGCCCAUAGGCACCCACUCAUCCCCUCUGUCCCUCACACAACACUGGUUCUGUAUAGGUUUCCCUCUCCUCCUUGCUGCACACAUACACACACAACACAACACACCAUUAUGCCAAUCCUUUCUUUCCGUUUCUUUGAUGCGUUUCCUUCAUACUGUUCAUUGAAUGCAAUGCAGCUGCAGACUUUUGGGCCAGCCAGCCAGCUCAGCCAGCCCGCCAGCCGACCAGCAGCGGCCGUGAGGCCCUGCACUCUGGUCCACCCUGCCAUGUCUGCCAUGUCUGCCUGCCUGGCAAUGAUAUCUGAGUGCCUGUUGGUUGGUUGGGUGAGUCAACCAAGUAAGUACGAGUAGAGGAAACAAGAUAGCACGGAAGACAGGAAGGAAGGUGGUAAGGGAAGAAGAGGUAGUGAGUGGGUGUGGAUCGAUGUUGCUGCCCUUGGUCUGCUGCCGCUGGUGUGGAGACGGUGGCGGGGUGCUGUGCGACAGACAGGGCCAGAACGAGUCACCUUUCGGUUCGUUUCGUUCCCUGUAGCAGAGCGCUGCGCCACCCCCUUUACCAAGGGGGCCGCGGCAGACAGGCAGCAGAUGACGGCAUGGUUUGUAAGAAGUGUUGGUGGAGAGAGAGGGGUCUGCACACAUACAUGCCUCCUCUUUUGUCGCAUCAAUCAGUCGCCCAUCGAGGGAGGUAACGGCCAUCUGUGUGUUGCAUUGCCCCUACGCAACUAGAUGUCUGUGCAGCCGACGAGCUGGCGCAGGUGUGCAGCUGCAUGAGGGCGUCGCGAACACAGACAGCCGACAUGGGAUGAUCGCACUGCUGACCGACCGACGGGCGACCGGACCAGCAAGGGCACUUUUCCAGCACUCACUCUGUGGGAGUGCGAUGUGUGUGAGUAUGAGGGUGAGAGUGUGAGUGUGAGUGUGCGGCUAUCGCAAUAUGUCGAUGCGGUAUCUGGUGAUGUCGUCUCUGUGGGGGUGUGUUUGUCUGCUCGUGUCUGUCUGUGUGUCCAUUUGAUCAUCGUGAUGUGCAGACGCGUCCAUGUGUGCGUGUGUGUGUGCUCACAUGGCGUUUUUGGUCAAACAACGUCCCUCCC